AUGAAACAAAGAUGGUUGAAAGCACAUAAAAAUAAAGAGUUUUUCGAAAAAAAUUAUAGUUCUUGGUUAGGUGGAACCUUUGAGAUUCCGAUUGAAACGACUCAUCGCCAGGGUCGUCAAAGUAAAUCGUUUGCCGAUUCGAGUGAGCGAAGCAAGAGAAGGAAAACAGAAGAAAUACCUUCUUCUGUGGACCAUGAAGUAAUAGUCCAUGCUGCGCUAGUACUUUUACAAUCAGAUGGAAAAAGAAAUGCGUCCAAAGUCCUGAAGGACAUAACCAAUUCGCCAACAAAAGCCAGUCAAUACAAAAAGGCUUAUUUUAAGGUUGAUGAAGCUAUCCCUCCGUUGACCCCCUUCGAAGCACUUAAGAUGUUUGUUGAGGCUGAUCUCACAAGUAGACAACAUGAAAUAAUAAGAGCAACAAGCAAAAGACAUUUCCAUUGUUAUGUACCUUUUGUUGAAAGCGAAGCAAGAGUGUUACCCGCCGAAAUCGGCUUUACGGGUAACGGCUUCCUGCGUGGCAAUGGACCUUCAAAGCCUAAUUGA
Molecule: messenger RNA, 543 nt
Organism: Arctia plantaginis
Lineage: Eukaryota; Metazoa; Arthropoda; Insecta; Lepidoptera; Erebidae
Source: the annotation of a GenBank genome assembly